ACGAGUGAUGCGUAGUGAGUACCUCCAAAGUGUGAAAGAGGCUUGCAUCAUGUUGGAAAAUCUCUGUAAAAUGUGAGAUUUUGUUGUGAUUAUGAAGAGAGCCAACAAAGUUUAUGUUACUGGGUGCAAAGAUUUAUCGUGCUUUCUCCUUGGCAUCAUGUGAGAAGACUUAUUUGCUUUCUUUGGCCGGCGUCAAACGGUUUAUGAGGGUGGGCGCUGCGUGCGGGCCUUGCCCCAGAACGUGCUCGUCUGGUCCUUAACAAAGGUCUAUUCAAUAUGGAAUCUUCAUCUCUUAAUGGUGGCAUGAGAGAUCAUCAAAAGGUGGCUACAAUUUCCGCUCCCUUGACACCAAAUCGAAAGAAAACCAUGAAUGGCUCCACUCCAGGCAAUGGUAAAAAACUGAGAGUUUCACCUGCUGGCCAAAGUUAUGCUGUCGGAUCUCGUGUAGAAGCCAAAGACUUCAAAGGCCAUUGGAAUCCAGCAACUGUGUCAGAAGUUGACUGGGAUGAACGGGAGAUUUUAAUUCAUUUUGACAAGUAUGAAGAGUGGAUGCCCAUGGACAGUCAGCGUGUUCGCCCCUAUAAAGAACCAGAUGCUUCAAGCCUAUAUCCUGCAAGCCUGAACCUCGGCAGAAUUACUGGCAUGAACGGGCGCUAUUUUCCUGAAUCAAAGCCUGUGGAGAGGCGAUUUAAAGUUGGAGAACAGGUUAUGGCAGCUUGGACUAACAAUCGGAAGUAUCCAGCUACUAUUGCCAAUCACCAACCCAAUGACCGCUAUGAAGUGAUAUUUUAUGACGGAUUUGCCAAAUCUGUAAGAGGGAGCAAAAUUUCUAAAAUGAAGGAGUCUGAUUCAUUGGCAAAGCAUUCUUUGAACCAUUUAAACAAUAAGGUGCCACCCAUUCAUAGUAACCAUCUCCAAAUGCAACCGCAAUUUCUAUCUCAACACACUGCUCUGAGUAAUCAGCUCAAAAGCCAACACCUAAAUGGCAGUAUGAAUAGCUCUAUGCUCUCAUCAAAAUCUAGCCUUCAAGCUGGUCAGAGUCAACUCGAAAAGCAGCUUCUUCAACCACCUUCACUCCCUGCAGCUUCUCAGUAUCCAUAUCUUAGUCCUACUGUGAACAGUCUUCGUUUUGAUGAGAACAUAGGCACAAAAGAACAACGUCGAGAGAGAAAGAGAAAACACAAUGUGAAAGAACUUUUCUCUACCAAGCGCCCUAGAGGAUCUGAAAAACUUUCAUCCUCUAAAGUGCGCGCUGAGAAGAAAUCUGGUCCUGCCACUUCCCAAGAAUCUAGUGUAGCAGCUUCAUUAUCAAUGCCUACUAACACUGAUCAUAGUCAAGUCAACGGGCUGUUGCUAGGUGUUGAUCCCAUGUUUCCUGCAAAUCCCAUGAAGGUUGAGGGAAUUCCACCUCCAUCAUUGAACCACAGUAACAAAGACAAAACUUUAUCAGAUCUUUCAGAAACAGAAGGAAAGAAGAAGCGGAAAAGGUUAAAGAAGAAGCACGAUGGUUUUGGGUCUGAUACCACAGAAUCAUCUUCCUCUCAAAAACGUUCGAAACCUGUCUCAUCUGAUGAUGAUGAAUGUAGCAUCCAGUGGACUAAUGGAGAACCUCAGGGUGAAGCUGCCUAUGUUAUUGAAAGCGCUGAGGGAUUGAGAAAAUCCAUAAUUGUAGAUGACCGAAGGUUGCCUGUAGGCUGGAGCAAGCAUGCUAUACGUCGCCAAGGUGGAACAUCGGCAGGAAAGUGGGAUGUCUUUUUAGUGAGCCCGAGGGACGGGCGCAAGUUCCGUUCUCGCAACGAACUUCGGUCAUACCACGAUGAACGUGGUCUCCAGUUCCAAGUGGAGCGUUUUGAUUUCUCCCUUGGUCGCAAAAAGAUGUAUCGUCAGAAAGCUGCAGCAGCAGCCAGGGCAGCUGCUCAAGAAGAUAGACCUGAUUCAUCUUCACCGGUUCCAACUGCUCAAGGCUCUGAUGCUUUGAACAUACCCCUCUCUCCGUCAUCCCUCGCUGAUCAUUCAGCCACACAGACACCAGGUCUUCAUCCUCCUGCGCCUCACUCACUGACUCCCCAAGUGGUAUCCCAUGGUGUCCAGCGCGUCAAAACCCUACUUCCGAGGCGAACGUCGUCGUCAUCAGGAUCUCCUAACCGCAGGGUCUUAUCUCCACCACCACCUCAUGCCGUCACACCUCAGCCCAUAAUGCCUAUCAUCCCCUCCAUUGAAUCUCUCAACAAAAAGAGUUUAUCUGCUGGCAGUGAUGGAUACAUAUGUCCCAAAGAUGGUUGCGGAAAGAGGUUCCGAAAAGAGAAUUUGCUUCAAAUGCACAUUAAGCAUUAUCAUCCUGAAUAUACUGCAUUUAUGGGUUCCACUCCCAAUGUUGCUGAUCUUGCCUAUGCAAGAACAGUUGGAGAAUCUGUAACUGACACUCCCAACAGAAAUAGGCCAGGUCAAAGCUCAUUUAUGGAAAAACUUGAAAAGAUAUCUCGUAUGGAGGCCAACAGGAAAGCAGGUGGCGAAAUAUCUUCUUCUGUGUCUGAAGCACCUAGCAGUCUUGAGGCAAGGUCGCCUACACUGGGACAGUUGUUGAAGAAAGGCCCCAUGCGAAAAGAUUCUCUGGACGGGACCACCGCAGCAGCUCAAGCAGCAGCAGCUUGGAUGGUUGAGACUGCUAGUGAUUCAGCUGCUAACAUGUCUCCUCUACCAGAAUCUCUGCGUGACAAGACAAGCUUCAUGUCUCAAACUGUCUCCUCAGAAAAUAUCUACAUCAAAGACAAAGUGGAGUGUGUUAGUCGACCAGUGUCAAGAGCUGCCGGCCUUUCUUCAGACUGUGAUCAAGAUUCCUUUGUGGAACAGAAUGGUAACAGAAGUCCAUGGAAAGGUGGAAGUCAUGAUGGCAUAAUGUCAGCUAGUGCUUCAUCAAGCCCUGUCACUGUUCAACCUCCUCCAUCAUAUUUCUACAGUAAAAAGAAAAAAAGUCGUAUUCCAGCUGAAAAGCAGAGUACUGCUAUUAUCAAAGUAGAAGGAGGAAAACCUACCUCCCCACCCAUGGAACAUCUGCGGCGAGAAGAACUUAUAAAUUGUACUUGUGGUUUCACAGAAGAGGAUGGGCUCAUGAUUCAGUGUGACUUGUGCCUUUGCUGGCAACAUGGACUAUGCAAUCAGAUCGAAAAUAUUGAAGAUGUACCUCAGAAAUAUGUAUGCCAGAUAUGUCAAAACCCUUUUCGUGAACGCAAAAGCCGCCACUUUAUUCAUGAUCAAGAUUGGCUUAAAGAAGGUGUCUUGCCAAGCCUGCCAUUCACUGUCAAGGAAGCAGAAAAAGUACAGCAGCGUGAGGACAUUCUGAAAAGGUCUCAUGACCUUUGCUCCUUACUUUUGUUGACUCAGAAAGUUAUUCACAGUCUCCGAGUCAAAGUUCACAUUGCAGAGCAAAAGGAUCAUCCCAAACUUUACCUUUGGGCCAAUAGCUGGCAGACAGAAUCAAUGGGAUGCCCCACACCACCCUCUUCUCCGAUCCAGGAAACAGAGCAGAAACAAGAAAAUUUUGGUGUCAUGGGGAAAGGCAAGAGCCUGCUGCAGGAGGCUUUGCUAAAUGGCAGUCCCCUUCAGCAGCAGCUUCAGCAACAGCACUUCCUUCAACCGCACCAGUCUGUGGAUGCUCCAAGAAUACCUCAACCUGAAGCACCCAUCGACCCUACCGAAUGUAGACUUAAGCUCUUGGAUCAUAUUGAACAUUAUCAAUCUCUAAUUGAUGCUCGUCUCACUACCUUGGAACAAAUGAUUGAUGAAUUAGAACAUGAAGAUCCCUCCCUUCUUGAUGGCAAAAAUUCUGAUCCAGUACAAUCUGGAGUCAAACAAGGUGCCGAUUUAGAGGAGACAAAUCAUUCAGAUGAGGAUCCCGCUCUUGAUUUCCUGCCACAAACAAAGGAGACAGUUCAAAUGAUCUUACGCGACCUACUGAAUUUGAGGAAAAUAUCUGUGUUCUGUUGAUUUAUUAGCAUAGCAUAAUAGCAUAUACUGUAUCUAUCUGUUUUAUUGAAAGGGUAUGUAAGUUUAUUGGUAUCCUAAGUUGAAAAAAAAGAAAAACUUUGAGGAAAAAAACACACCUACUUGUCUUUUUCAUAUGUUGUUUCAUAAUGAGAUUUUACUAGGUUGAUUACAUGUAGUAGUCGAUUCAUAUGUAUGAUAGUGUUGUACACUGUAGAGAUAAGUGUUCUCUAUGUUGUGAUAAGGUAGUUUUCGGUUCUGUACCAAAGCUGUAAGUUGUUGUCUAGUUUACCCUGUAUAUUUGUACAUAAUAUGAAAAUAGAUCUACAUCUAUUGUAAAACAUGUACAAUGUACAUUCUUUU
Messenger RNA from Frankliniella occidentalis (western flower thrips), 4344 nucleotides. RefSeq names its product PHD finger protein 20 (gene MBD-R2). Lineage: Eukaryota; Metazoa; Arthropoda; Insecta; Thysanoptera; Thripidae. Gene Ontology annotation, cellular component: NSL complex. The coding region runs from base 277 to 3984 and encodes 1235 amino acids. Gene Ontology annotation, biological process: regulation of transcription by RNA polymerase II. The record is from RefSeq and is a predicted model, not a curated record. The transcript is spliced from 22 exons. Gene Ontology annotation, molecular function: DNA binding.